AUGCGAAGCUUUAGCGCGGCGUGGCUGCUGGGGGGCGUCUUCCUGCUGGGGACCUCUGCCUCCUGCAAUCGCACUGUCCUAGGAACCAGUAGACCCUCUAAAGGAAGAAGUCUCAUUGGUUACGUUGAUAACUCACCUCAGAUCCCUGGGAGAGGAGCAACGGUGGAAGCCGGCUUUUCUGUGGAUGAGUUUUCUGCCUCCGUCCUCACUGGAAAACUGACUACUGUCUUUCUUCCAAUUGUCUACAUGAUCGUAUUUGCGGUUGGUUUGCCAAGUAAUGGCAUGGCCCUGUGGGUUUUUCUUUUCGGAACGAAGAAGAAGCACCCUGCUGUGAUUUACAUGGCCAACCUGGCCUUGGCGGACCUCCUCUCUGUUAUCUGGUUCCCUUUUAAGAUUGCCUAUCACAUCCAUGGCAACAACUGGAUUUACGGGGAAUCUCUCUGCAAGGUACUCGUUGGCUUUUUCUAUGGCAACAUGUACUGCUCCAUCCUCUUCAUGACCUGUCUCAGUGUGCAGAGAUACUGGGUCAUCGUGAACCCCAUGGUGUACCCCAUGAAGAAGGCAAGCAUUGCCAUCAGUGUCUCCCUGGGAAUAUGGCUGCUGAUUCUGCUGGUUACUAUCCCCUUAUACGUUGUGAAGCAGACCAUCUACAUUCCAGCCCUUAACAUCACGACCUGUCAUGAUGUUUUGCCAAAGGAGGUGUUGGUGGGGGACAUGUUCAAUUAUUUCCUCUCUCUGGCCAUCGGAAUCUUUCUGUUCCCAGCCUUCCUUACGGCCUUUGCCUAUGUGCUGAUGAUCCGGACCCUCCAAUCUUCCACCUUGGAUAAAAACUCAGGAAAGAAGAGGCAGAGAGCCAUCAAGCUCAUCGUCACUGUCCUGGCCAUGUACCUGAUCUGCUUCACUCCUAGUAACCUUCUGCUCGUGGUACAUUACUUCCUGAUUAAAAACUGGGGCCAGAGCCACGUCUAUGCCCUGUACAUCAUAGCCCUCUGCCUUUCCACCCUCAACAGCUGCAUUGACCCCUUUGUCUAUUACUUCAUUUCACAAGACUUCAGGGAUCAUGCAAAGAAUGCUCUGCUUUGUCGGAGUGUCCGUGCUGUAAAGCAGAUGCAAGUAUCCCUCACAUCAAUUAAAUUCUCUAGGAAAUCCAGCUCUUACUCUUCAAGUUCAACCAGUGUUAAAACCUCCUAUUGA
Messenger RNA from Physeter macrocephalus (sperm whale), 1194 nucleotides. It is a transcript of the gene F2RL1, whose product is annotated as F2R like trypsin receptor 1. Gene Ontology annotation, cellular component: plasma membrane. Lineage: Eukaryota; Metazoa; Chordata; Mammalia; Artiodactyla; Physeteridae. The transcript is spliced from 2 exons. Gene Ontology annotation, biological process: phospholipase C-activating G protein-coupled receptor signaling pathway; positive regulation of Rho protein signal transduction; blood coagulation. The record is from RefSeq and is a predicted model, not a curated record. Gene Ontology annotation, molecular function: thrombin-activated receptor activity. Bases 1 to 1194 code for a protein of 397 amino acids.